Molecule: messenger RNA, 489 nt
Organism: Toxotes jaculatrix (banded archerfish)
Lineage: Eukaryota; Metazoa; Chordata; Actinopteri; Toxotidae
Product: C-C motif chemokine 5-like
Exons: 3
Coding region: 53-361 (102 amino acids)
Biological process (GO): chemokine-mediated signaling pathway; neutrophil chemotaxis; cellular response to type II interferon
Cellular component (GO): extracellular region
Molecular function (GO): chemokine activity; CCR chemokine receptor binding
Source: RefSeq, a predicted model, not a curated record
GGAGAGACGGACAGAAAGAAGACAGACGCUGACAGAAAAACAUCCGGACAAGAUGAUGAUGAUGAUGAAGAAUCCUAUCGUUCUGGUGGCCUGCAUGCUGCUUUUGUCAUCCCUCACUGUCAUGGCAUCUCAGAGCGUCUUUGGUCCAGAUGAAUGCUGCUUUAAUUUCAUCUCCCAUCCCCUGCCUAAGAAGAGGGUGGUGAGCUACAAGUACACAGACAAGCUGUGUCCAAUGGAGGGUGUGCUCUUUACCAUGUUGAAUCGUGCGAAACUCUGUGCCAACCCGUCCACGGAGUGGGUAAAGAACAUCAUCAAGAUCAAAGACGAAGCCCAGGCUAGAAACGCUUCACUUCAUAGCUGAAGCUGACUUCAGAGCCAAGCAGAAUCAGUGGUGUGGGGGCAAGCUAUAAUUUAUCCUCACAGUUGUCUCUAUUUUUAUUCAGAUUAUUUUUCUAUUUUUCUAAAAAUAAAUACAAAUUAAUGAAUUGA